Messenger RNA from Pelobates cultripes (western spadefoot toad), 22464 nucleotides. NCBI's taxonomy places the organism in Eukaryota, Metazoa, Chordata, Amphibia, Anura, Pelobatidae. The record is from the annotation of a GenBank genome assembly.
UUUUACUUAGUAUGAAGAUUGUAACAGUUUUCCAUCAUUUGAGUGUAUAACAUAUUCUUUCACGUCACAUAUACCUUACAACCACUACCAUUUUUAUAUACCAGUAUUAAUGACUGAAUCUCCCACUCACUGCACUUUUGGUAUACUCUCCAAGAUCUUGCACAAACCUCGGUACCCCAAAUGUUUAUGAACAACAUUACCGACGAUGACUACAAAGGCUGUCUAAGCAUUUUGGGAAAUGUAGUUCAAGUUAACCAUCACUGUCAAAGAGCACCAGACACUUGCCAGUAUCUCAAAUAACAUGUAAACUAAUGGUAGGUUGGCUUAACAGACGAGCUCAGGUUUCUGUUUUCUCAAACUAAUUGGUUGGAUAUUGUUCGGGUUGGUGGGAAGGACAACAGACGUGUUUAUGUAGCAAUCUCCUGGAGAAAGAGCAUUAAGAUGGAUAAAGGGAUUUUCUAACAGUAUAAAUACCUGCACACGACACCCAUUUUCCAAGUAGCCCCUUUUAUGAAUACAGGCAAUUUUAAAAAAGGUGUGAUCUAAACAUUUAUUAUUGAUUCCUCAAGACUUCCAGAAAAGCAAAACUAAACCAUUCUCCAUUUUCUUCUUUUUCAAUCUGGGGGAAUGAGUUUCCAAGCUUUUGUGACUGCUGAUUCUUUUGUGCCACUAAAUUCUGAAUCUUCAGCUACUUUCCCAGUUAGGAUGCAUCACAGUGAUUAUCUUCCUGUCUCCAAUCACUCCACCAAUGUUGUCUCAACAGGUACGUUACCUUCGUCUUUGUACUUUUACUUUUUAUUAUGAUAUCUUGGUGCUUUUCUUCUUUAUUGUCUAAUUUAUAAUGACUACUGUGUUAUCUGAUCCAAGAAUGACUAAAUAUAGUAUUUUUUACAUUUAAUUGUUAAAUUUGACUAUUCCCAAGUAAUAAUUAAAUUAUUUAUAAUUUUCUACUCCCAAUUUGAAAAAAAAAGAAUACUUAAAAUAUGGUAAAUUCUUACUAAAAUACUUGGAAAUUUGCCAUUUUAAAUGUGUAUAUAUAUAUAUAUAUAUAUAUAUAUAUAUAUACUUUAUAGCUCAGUAAAUUUCAUUUAUUUUUUUAAACACCUGACUUUAUGUAUUUGUUUAUUUAUUUAAUUAUUUGAAACGGCAGCUAAGCUGGACAGUAAUAAAUAAAAAAAAAUAAAAAACAUGCAUUACAAUGAAGUAUUUAGCCUUUGUAAAAUGAUCUUACAUAGUCUGCUUAACAAGUGAUGUACAUAUACUGCAUUUUGAAGUCUAUUCAAAUUGUGUACAGAUGUAGCUCUGCUUACAGUGGAUAUUAAAACAAAAAAAAGUAUUUCUGUGUCAAGUACACACAAAUCAAUUCAAGGCAAUGGCCAUUGUUUUUCUGAGGUUUUAUGUAACUCAGAAAGUUGAAAACUCUAGGUAUAUUCUUUAAACAGUACAUUGUGAUGGGGUGAUAAUAGGCUUAUCAUAUUUAGUUUAAAUUAGCUAAAGUUUAAAUUAGAGAAUAUAUCCAGCUGGGUUGCACUUUUUUUUUUUCAACUUAACACAAUUUGUUUUAUGAAAACUAUUUAAGUUUAAAAUAUGUAAAAUGUGAAAUAUACCAAAUGUGUAAUUCGGAUAUAACAAAGAGUAUUAAAGAAUAUUAAGUUAUGAUGAAUACAAAACGUGAGUGUAGACGGAUAUUUCUAUUUAGUGACUGAACACCCAAAUAUUUUAAUUUAAUUUUAAAAUCUACAUCAUAGUUUCAAUAAUAAUACACCCUGUUGCAUUUUAAAAGUAAGCUUGUGUAUUUUGGAGAGAUUAUUUUUGAUUAAAAAAAGAAAUGGUGAAAACUAUUGAAACUAUUACAAUAUAAAUAAUAUGCAUUUAGAUCUGGAUUUCGGUUGCUACAGCAAAGUAAGGAGAACUAACAUAGAACUAACUUUAAAAAAUGUAAAAAAAAAUGUAAAAAAGAAGAUACAUAUGGUGGAAUUGUAUAAAAAUUCACAAAAUUGCAAUGCAUACCUUACUUUAUAACUUAAAUGUAUGACACAUUGGUGACUAAGGUAUUUUUGCUGCUUUUCCCAUGCACUCAAUCUACCACAAUUCCCCCUUGUUUUCUUUAAGUGUCUCCAUAUUUAUUAUAUAAAAAAUUUUAAAGGAAAAAUCAGGCUUUUUUGAUACCCUAUAUUUAAACAUUACUUAAGAUUAAAUAGGAAUACAAUAUUAUUAUUUUUUUAACUAAAAAAUAUAGUUUUGCUCAGUUUUGCAUUUAAUAAUCUUUACACACCAAGUGCACAUAAAGAAAACUAACUCAAAAUAGAUUCACUAAUUAGUCCUAAUUGUUGAAAUGCCUAAUGUGUCUAGGAUUUCAAUAUUUUUUUUUGACAUUAUAAAACAAAUACUGCAAGAAGUUAAUUGUGUUUUUUAUGCAAAAACUUUGAAAAAUAUGGUCUGCUGAAAUCACAAAUGUAUUAGUAGUCAUAGUUUCACAAAAGUAUAUAUUUGUAGAUUUGAAUAGAUAAGAGCAUGUAGACACUUUUUUUAUUUAAUAAUUUUUUCCCAAACCAAAGUCAAAUUAGUUCAUUGUUUUUUUUCCACACAUGUAUGUCCCACUACUACAAACACCCCAUUUUUGUGUUCUGCUAUUGUUAAUGUGUACAAUAUUACCCCACACAUAUAUCCUUUCUCCUAAUCCUGCCCCUAUUCCUAGCACUAAUAUGGUCAACCCUUAAUCCAACCCUUAAUAAAACCCUUAAUCCACCCUUUAGUCCAACCAUUAAUCCAACCCUUAACACAACCCAUAAUCGAUCCAAUAAUCCCCCUCCUAAUCCUAAUCAUAAUCCAAACUACCAAUGUACCUUACCAUAAUGGAACCCAUAGUACAACCUAUAAUCCUACUCGUAAUCCGACCUAUAAUCCAAACUGUAAUCCUACCCAUAACCCAACACUUAUCCUAUCCAUAAUCCAAUCCAUAAUCCUAUUUACCAUCCUACCUAUAAUCCCAGUCUUAAUCCCACCCUCUAAUCCCAGUCCUAACCACACACACUAAUCCCCCCUCUAAUUCCACCAUUAAGGGAUUCCAUCUGCUGAUACUGAUAUCAGCAGAAGGUUUUCCCAGCUCACACAGUAUAGAGGACGUUAAAGCUCUGCACUGCAUGAUGGCAUAGACCAGUGAUGGCUAACCUUGACACCAUAAAUUUUUUCUGGUCUACAUUUCCCAUGAUGCUCAGUUAUCUUAUAGAGUCUAACACCUAGCUGAGCAUCAUGGGAAAUGUAGUUCAGAAACUAGUUAUAGUGUCAAGGUUAGCCAUCACUGGCAUAGACCAUAAUAUCAUCCUUAAGUGGUUAUUAAUAAACAAAAAGACUAAUUUCAUACAUUGCAUAUACCACUUGAUUACUUAAAAAAAAAAGAAAAAUAGAUCCAGAGAAUGAAUGUUAAGCUUCUCAAUGUUGUGGCUAUGAGGCAAGUAGUCUUUAAGCAACCUUCUUGUGUUUUAAAGGUUCUACUGGUGUCUAAAAUCAGCCCUCCUGCUGUGCCUCAACUAAUAAGGAAGUUAAUGUGCAAUAAGCCUGCCCAACUUUGGGUGAGAGUACCAGGGCAAGAACUUUGGACAGCAGAUGAUAAGAUCAUUUGAGUUUAGAUGCCUAUAUCGAUAUAUCAGUUUGAGGAAAGGUUCUAAAUUAAUGGGAGCAGCUGCAAAUAACUACUGUUUCCUGUGAGAGUAAUGGCAAUAAGUGACCUAAUGCAGACUUGAUGUUAUUCAUGUUCUUUAUAUAUGCUGUGACAUUAUCCUCUAUACACUACUGAGUUUAAAAACAUGAUAUGGUAUAGUGAAUAUAAAUAUAUAUAUAGUUAAUACAAUGUUAAACAAAAAUCUGCACACCAGUCAAGCCAUAAGACUUGCUUUCCCUACAUAAUCUGCAGUGAUGUUACUACCGCAAAGGAUUCUGGGUGGGAAUAUGCAAAUUAGUUUAACAAAGACUCAAAUUUUUGCCUCAUUCCAUUUUAAACAUGGAUUCUUUUGAAUCUGUGUUUUCUGUAUACAACAGCUUUGAAACACAACUUAGGAAAAGAUGCAAAGCCAGUGAACCACUCAUGGACAGCUGUUUCAUUGUUAAUGCAAAUCAUCUGCACAAGGUUGGUUUUAUAUAUAUAUAUAUAUAUAUAUAUAUAUAUAUAUAUAUAUAUAUAUAGUAUAGUGAAUGUUUCUGGUAUCAUCCACUUCUAAUUACAUUUGAGUAAUGGGAUUUGCUCAUAAAAUCUAUAAGCACAUAAUGAUGAAGUUAAUACAAAUUGAUAUAACUGCAAAAUGCAUUUGCAAUAGAGAAACUGUGGCAUUUAAAUAUAAAAUAUCCAUAUUGCUGUCUUGGAAAUGUAGUUGAAUAAAAAUGAUGCUACUGAAUUGCAAUAAGAGUACAAUAGCAUACACAGGGUUACUCACUGACGUGAGCAUUCAGAGUGAAUUUAAAACUUAAGGCCAAAGUAGCAAAAUUGCUGAAAAAUUCUCUAAAUCAGCAAUACUUGCAGUCCAGCUAACUUUGGGCUAAAAUUUUAAAUUCAUGUUGAAUUCAUUUUAAACUCUCAUUUUAGUAAAAAAUCCUAACAGUUUGGUUAAAGCUAGUCUUGCUGUUUGUUGGAUGAAAAAAAAAUAUUUAAAUUUGGAAGUAUUUGUAAAUAUUUAAUUUUUAAAUAAAACCUUAAACUCUGUAAUUCAAUAAACAAUAGCAAAAAACAAUCUUCUGUCUUUAUUAGCAAGAACAAACAGUUCUUUAACACCUUAAGGUAAGACAACAACCAGAGACAUCAGCCCUAAAAACAACUUCAUUGUGCAGAAGCCAUUUUAACGGUUGAAAGUACCCUUAAAGGGUUAUUCUAAGCACCAUGACUACUUCAGUGAUUUGAAGCAGUUAUGGUACUUGGAGUCUGUACAUACUGUGUUUCACUUUGAAGACAGAGAUUAAUCUUUUUGCUUCUGGGAGUGUUACUCCACCCCCAGUAGCAUCAUUAGCCAGCGUCUGACGUCAACACCCACAGCCAAUGGUGGCAUUUUAAGAUGUUUAAGUUAGUAUUUCAGCUUAUUUACAGUUGGGUUCUUUUUUUGUAGAUAUUUCAGUGUUGUAUUGAUCCUUUGUAGAUGUAUUUUGGUAUUCAGUGAAUAAACCCCCAAAUUAUAAUUGAUCUGGAACCAGUGGCGUACUAAGGGGAGGGCGGGGGGGGCGAUCCGCCCCGGGUGCCACCAGGAUGGGGGGUGCCAUGACCAGCCCCGCCGGCCCCCCUUCAUGCUGCAGCCGCCCGAGCGCUCUGUAGUGAGCCUCAGGCGGCUGCAGCAUUGCCCGGGCGGUGCGUCCAUGAGGGCGGACCGCACCGCCCGGGCGCAGCAUGAGGGCUUAACAGGAGGGGAAGUUACCAGCUGCCCUCCCACGUAUUUCUCGUGAGCCGAGCACGUGGGCGGGUACAGUGGGAGAAGCAAUUCCUGUGGCUCAAGCCGAUCAACAGGAAGCGCACCUGAGUGUGCACUUCCUGCUAGUCCCAGCCUGCUAUAAACAAAGUUACCUGCACCACCGACUAUAAUUAAGCCCGCCUACCUACGUAGGGGGUAUGAGAAAGGGGUGAGAAAGAAGAGAAAGGGGGGUGAGAGAAAGAAGAGAAAGGGGGAUGAGAAAGAAGAGAAAGGGGUGUGAGAGUUACGAGAAAGGAAGGAGGGGAAGUGGAGAAAAAGAAGAGAAAAGUAAGUGAGAAAGAAGAGAAGGGGGGGCGAGAAAGAAGAGAAAGGGGGGGUAUGUUAAAAGAGAAAGGGGGGUGAGUAAAAGAAGAGAAAAGGGGGGCAGAGAAAGAAGAGAAAGGGGGAAGGAGGGGGGGUGAGAAAGAAGAGAAGGGCAGAAAGAAGAGAAAGGGGUGAGGAAAGAAGAGAAAGGGGGGGUGAGAAAGAAGUGAGGGUGUGUGAAAGAAGAGAAAGGGGGGUGAGGAAAGAAGAGAAAAGGGGGGGUGAGAAGGAAGAGAAAUGGGGGUGCAAAGGAAGCUAUGAAGGAGGGUGAGAAGGAAGAGAAAGGGGGUGAGAGAGGAGGGUGAGAAAGUGAGGGGUGUAUAUUAAUUAUGGGGUGUAUUAAUUAUGGGGGGUGUAUCAAUUAUGGGGUAUAUUAAUUAUGGGGGGUGUAUCAAUAUGGGGGUGUAUAUUAAUUAUGGGGGUGGUGUGAAUUAAUUAUGGGGGGUGGAUUAAUUAUAGGGGGGAUUAAUUAUUGGGGAUGUAUUAAUUAUGGGGGUGUAUUAAUUAUGGGGGGUGGAUUAAUUAUAGAGGGUGGAUUAAUUAAGGCGGAGUGGAUUAAUUAUGGGGGGUGGAUUAAUUAAGGGGGGAAUUAAUUAUGGGUAGUGGAUUAAUUAAGGGGGGGUGGAUUAAUUAUGGGGGUGUAUUAAGUGGGGUGUAUUAAUUAAGGGGGAUGGAUUAAUUAUGGGGGGUGGAUUAAUUAUGGGGGAGUGGAUUAAUUAAGGGGGUGGAUUAAUUAGUGUGGAUUAAUUAAGGGUGUGUGUAUCAAUUAAGGGGGGUGGAUUAAUUAAGGGUGUGUGGAUGAAUUAGUGUGGAUUAAUUAAGGGGUAUGGAUUAAUUAAGGGGUAUGGAUUAAUUAAGGAGUGUGGAUUAAUUAAAGAAAACCUUUAACAUUUUUUACAGGUUUUUUUUUUGGGGGGGGGGGUCCGUCCCGGGUGCCAAAUGCUCUAGGUACGCCCCUGUCUGGAACCAAAAACCCAUUAAACCAGCGGUUCCCAAACUGUGUGCUGCGGCGCCCUGGGAACCGCUGGCACCCGGAGGCGCCACGACGUGCACACAGAGGUGCCGUAGAAUGUUUCCUCGAUGCUAUGAUUAUAGUAACGGGGAAACAUUACUGUUCAACAGGGACCUGGUUGAGUGCCACGAUCCUUUAAGACCGCGACUGGGUCCCUGUAGUGUCAGCUGGCUGGGAGUAAGUGACAGUGUGUAUGUGUAUGUAUGUGUAUGUGUAUGAGUGUAUGUGUAUGAAUGUGAGUGUAUGUACGAGUGUGAGUAUGAGUAUGUGUAUGAGUGUGUGUGUAUGUGUAUGAGUGUAUGUGUGUGAGUGAGCAUGAGUGUGUUUGUGUCAGGGUGUUUGUGAGUGUGUGUGUGUUAGGGUGUGCAUCUGUGUGUGUGCAUAUAUAUGUCAGUGUGCUUCUGUGUCUGUGUCUGUGUGUCCCCACCAUAACCUAUUUGUGUGUAUGUGCUCUGUGUGUCAGGGUGUAUGUUUUUAUGUCAGUGUGUAUCUGUGUCAUGGUGUGGGCAUGUAUCAAUAUUUGUGUGUGUCAGGGUGCAUGUGUGUAUGUCGAUGUGUAUCUAUAUGUGUGUAUGUGUCGGUGUCUAUAUGAAUUUGUGUGUAUGUGUCUGUGUAUUUAUAUGCAUCUGUGUGGUAAUGUGCAUGAAUAUCUGUGUAAGUAUGUAUGUAUGUAUGUGGUAGUGUAUGUGCAUACAUCCAAUUAGUCAAACACCUGCACAAUAUACAAGCACAUUCUUGCAAUCUAACACAAAUAUUACUUACAAACACACCCCUGCAUUCAAACACAAAUACUUCACACAAAUGUAUAUCCACAUUUAAAAGUGAACAUUACAUUCAGACACACCCCUGCAAGCAAUCACAAACAUUACAUGCAAACACACCCCUGUAUUAAAACACAAUAAAUGUAUACAAGCAUCCCUUCAAACACCAACACUGUACAUUACACUAUAGCACCAGUAAAGUGCCUUGGAAAAAUACUAAAAUAUUAAGGGCGCCUUGAACCUAAAAAGUUUGGGAACCACUGCAUUAAACUAUUUGUCUCUAAUAAAUAUUUCUCGCAACGUUAUCUGCCAAUAAUGAUGUAAAUCUGAUAGAGAUAUUUGGCAUUCAUUGUUAUAUACUGUGUCCAUGCAACUGAUGGGCAAAAGAGAAUAGAAGAAAUGAAACAAUUUUUUUUAUUUCUUCUCUUCAUUUGCAAUGUUUACCCUGGCUUUGCCUUGUCUGGAUUGGUUUAUGAUGUAAUUUUCAAAAUAUUUAAUAAUUAUUUAAAAUAAAACAGAGCAUAUCAUGAAAAAAAGGUUAGCACAAGUUAUAGGUAAUGGUCAUGCUCGAUAUUUUAUUCAUCGGUGUUCUCACUUUAAGUGUUUAACCCCUUAAGGACAGCGGGCGUACUAUGCCGUCCUUGAAGGGGUGGCUCUAAACGCUGGCGGGCAACAUAGAACGACCGCGCUAUCCUAUUCACGUACCCGAUCCCCGCAAACACAGAUUAAAAGGAAUCCAUGUUUAAAAUGGAAUGAGGCAAAAAUGUUAUUCUUUGUUAAACCUAUUUGCAUAUGCCCACCCAGAAUCAUUUGCAGUAGUAACAUCACUGCAGAUUUGUGAUUUAUGUGGGAAAAGCAAGUCUUAUGGCUUGACUGGUGUGUAGAUUUUUGUUUAACAUUGUAUUAACUAUCCACAGACUUCAGGUGGAAGGGGUUUCCAAUCACAAUUUUUCCCCACCAUAACCUAUUUGAUAAAUAUACAUAUAUUAUAUCUAUAUAUAAUAUAUAUAUAUUUAUAUACAAACUGUAUACAUUGUAAAUAUAUAUUAUUAUAAAAAAUAAAUAAUAAGUAAGUAAAAAUUAAAAAAAUAAUGAUAUUUUAAUAUGUAAUUUCAUUCUAAGUGUAUUUGAUAUGUAUAUAUAAAUACACAAAAGUAAUAAAAAUAUAAAUAUAUCCAUAUGCAUAAUUACAUAAAUAACUUCAUAAAUAUACACGUAGACUUCAAAUAUAUAAAUAUGUAUAUAUAUUUAAAUUCUAUGUGCAUAUUUAUGUAAUAAUUUUACAUAAUGAAAUAUUUUUAUUGAUUACAUUUUGAGGGACCUGCCUGACAACCCAGGCAGAAAGUCCAGAAAAUUAAAUUUGCUAGCACUAACCUGUAACUUUCCAAGACACCCUAAAACUUGUACAUGGAGGAUACUGUUUUACUCGGGAGAUUUCACUGAGUACAAAUAUUAGUGUUUCAAAACAGUAAAACGUAUUACAAAGAUGAUAUUGUCAGUGAAAGUGACAUUUUUUUUCUACACACAAACGGUACUUCCAUUGCUGAUAUCGUUGUUGUGAUACGUUUUCCUGUUUUGAAACACUAAUAUUUGUGUUCAGUCAAGUCUCCUGAGUAUAACAGUAUCCCCCAUGUACAGGUUUUAUAGUGUUUUUGAAAGUAACAUGUUUAAAUAUAAGGUUUGCUUUUCCAUUGUUUUCACUUUUAAAUUUGCCAGAUUGGUUAUGUUGCUUUUGCGAGAGUAUGGUAGCCCAGGUAUGAGAAUUACCCCCAUGAUGGCAUACCAUUUGCAGAAGAAGACAACCCAAGGUAUUGCAAAUGGUGUCACAAACACUGGCCAAAGUUAGCGUUCAUAAUUGUUUUUUGCAUUUUUAACACACAAACAAAUAUAAAUGCUAACUUUGGCCAGUGUUUGUUACCAAGUGGCUAGUAAAAAAGACUGGACAUACACCAUAUUGAAUACCCUGUUUUGUCUACUUUUUCAAAUGGGGGUAAUUCUCAUUCCUGGGCUACCAUACAGUCUCAAAGGCAACAUAACCAGUCUGGCAAAUUUCAAUGUGUAUAAACUGGAAAAUAAAACAUGUGAUAUUUGACCCUGUUACUUUCCAAAACACCAUAAGACCUGUACAUGGGGUGUAUUGUUGUACUCAUGAGGCUUGGCUGAAUACAAAUAUGUGCAUGUGUUUGGAGUAAAAGCUAACAGUAUUAUGAAAUUCACAGUUAGAAUGCUACGCAGAACUAAACAUUUUUUUUUUUAAAUCUUAAUUUCUCAAUUUUUUUUAUUUCAUUCAUCAUGAAUUAUGUUUCAUAUAUAAAUUGUUCAUGUGAAAUGCAAGCCCUGUUUCUCCUGAAAAAAAAUGAUACAUAAUACAUGUGGGUACACUUAAUAUGAAAAGGGUGAAUUACGUUGAACAGACAAAUAGCGCAAAUUCCAGUUUUUGUUUACGUUUUGUUUUGAUCACAACGUGUACAGCUGGCUCAGUGCUUAAGGGGUUACAAUAUGUAUAAUGAACACAGUAUUUUGGAAUUUUCAGUAAAACUAGUGAAAUCUUUUCUUCUCAAAACAAGAAUUUGCAUUUAAAUGAAUCAUAAAAAAAUAUUUUAAUAUAGCCAAAUAUUUUAAGAAUGCAUCUUGAAUCAUCAUACAUUUUCUUACCAGUCCCGUCUGUUUUGUCUUUGGUCCAAAUUCCUAAAUUUUCUCACAUAUACUUCUCUGUGCCUAAUGUGGAUAACACUCCAGCAGGCCUGCACUACCCAAAUCCAUCCUGUCACUAUGGAAACCAGCAAGCUGCCUAUGGGGUCAUGACAGGUAAGAAUGAAUUUAAAGACUUUUGCAUGAUCUGUACAGUAUUAUGUAUUUUUAUUAGUAACAGUAACAAUAGAAAGUUAAAUCAGAACGUAAAAAAGUUAUAUCCAUGCACCUGUAACAUCUGGUAAUGUUGAAUGGAUGUAAAAACAAUGCAGACAUAUUAUGAUACUUACAGGGUUAGUCACUAAUGGGAGAAUUUAAGGUUAAUUCAAAAUUAAUAUCAAAAUUUAAGUCAAAAUAACCAAACUGGAAAAAUUCCCUCUAAUGUGGCCUUUAGUUUGAAAUUCACUUUGAAUUCACCUUGAAAUCUCACUGUAGUGAAUAUAAUAAACUUGAUAGUGGAAAAUCUUUUGUUUUCUCGGAAAGAGAAAACUGUUACCUUAAAGCAUUUUUUUUUUAAUAUAACAAUCCUUUUGUCACGUUUUAAAAAGGAAAUAGAUUUGUUUUUAAAUUGAGGACAGUGUUUAAAAACCAACAGAAGACCAAAGAGACUGUCGGCUUUCAAACACCAUCUGACCCAAGGUGUAUGUAUGUGGCUAAAGGAUCCUGUCACAUACUAAAGGUAGGGAUUAGUUUUCUAAAUGUUUUGACAUAAACUUGUUUUUUUUUAUUUUUUUAAAAAUCUAUUUCCUUUCUAAACUUAGUGAAAUGAUGUUAUAUUAAAAGUAGUUUUUAGGUGACAGUUGUACUUUAAGUUUGUUUCUCGGAGUUAGUGUGUUUUUAUGUUCUGACCCGAUCGGACUAGUCUAUUCUCUGGUACCCCUGAGCUGGUUUGUUUAUCAUUGUUUGAGAAUGCAGCAUUCUAAUCUUGGCUCGAGGUGUUGAUCAUGGAUGUUUGUCCACAGUCAUUCAUAUCUUUCUGCUCCUAGGAGGCGUUAUGCAUAGCCCAGGCAUCCCAAUAAUAUCCCUGGCUGUUCCUCUCUUCCCUUUCUCUUUUUUUUCUGGUUAGGUUGUGGCCUAUAUUCUGUGAAUUAAACUUUGUUUCCUAAGCGAUUAGCAAGCUCUCUUUAAACAUUCAUUAAUAGCUUAAAAUUAUAAGGCAGAUAUGUAGGUGGCUGAUAAGGAGAGUGAGAUGCCGUUCUAGCCAAAUAUUUUUUAUUGAAAAGGUUUUUCUAAAAUAGUAAUUUUAUAAACAUUUCAAAAUUGACCACUAUUAAUACUUAAUCUUAGAACUGUGUCAUAUAUCGGAAUCAGUUCUCAAGAUGGCAGAUAAUAAACAAACGGACAUCAACUCUGUGUCUUGUAGUAGUGAUGACAACAAGCUUUCUUUUUAAGAUGUACGUGUCAAGAUCUGUAAAUUAAUAUAUUGCUGCUGAGAUAUGAAAAUGUAUGUUAUUACAACUAUUUUGUAGGAAUUAAAUCUGCCACUCCAGAAAUGUUGUCAGCAAGUAUUUCUCAAACAAGAAUUUUACAAACUUGCAGCAUGCCCCUGUCAAACGUUGUCAAUGGAGUGAGUACACUGCAAGGCAAGUUGUUCUCUAAAUUAAUUAACCACAUGAUAACCACAUGAUACUGAAUAUGAACACUGCAAUCCAUGUUCUGUUACUGAAAGAUCCCACAUUUAUCUACAUAGCCAGUAAUUAAAUUCAUUGGGAAAAUCUGAAUAGAAAAUGAAAAGUAAUAAUGUCAAACAGUGUCAUAUAGAGAAGAGCAGUUAAAGAACAAGAUAGACAGAAACAUCUAUUCUUUAUCCAGUCCUGUGUAGUACAUACAUCUCUUUCUGGUUAUGUAAUGUAGAGAGCAAAGGGGUCUUUUAUACUCAGGAUGAUAGGUCAUUGUAAUCUAAUAAGAUGUUGACCAUCAGAAACUGUUAUCUACAAGGCUUCAAUGUAAAUCUGAUUUACAAAAUUCUGCUAGAUUUAUUUAGAAUAACAUUUAAAUCCUGUUUGCUAAUGUCAGCACCAUCUAUUAAGGGGAGUCUUUAGAAGGAGUUAUAACCUUCACUUUGUUUUUAUAAAAAACAUUAUAAGUACCUUCUACAUUCUUCAUUUUACCAGUCAACAACCUUUCAUGGACAGCAAAAAGUAGGCAGGUAUUAAUUAUUAAAUACUUAUAAUAAUGUAAAAUAGAAAUAAUUAACAUUGUUACAUGCAGUCAUUGAUUUUUAAUUCAUCUUGCAAUGUGCAUUAAAUACUUUGGAGGUAUUUAAUAUUUACCAUAUAUUUCUGUGUAAAAAAUAAAAAUUAAAAUCAGAAAUGCACAUUACCUUUUGUUUUUAGGAGUCCAUGCAGGUAGUCUGCCUCCUUGCCUUAUGAGUGCUAGCUCUUGUGCGCUGGGACAUGGAUUUGCUCCUGUGCAUCAAUCUCUCCUUGGAGAGGACCUAACCACUGCAGACUUCAAGCAGGAGUUCCGAAGAAAAAAUAAACCAAUUGAAGAACCAAUUGACAUGGAUUCUCCAGAAAUUAGGGAGUUGGAAAAGUUUGCUAACCAGUUUAAAGUCAGGAGAAUUAAGUUAGGUAUGUUUUUGUUUUCCAAAUGUUAUGUAUAAAAAUAUCGGUUGCUGUCUGGACUGCAGUUGUGAUGAUGUUGACCUGUUUUCAGGAUUUGAAUAAAACAAAGUCAGUCCAACAGAAAAAGUAUGGAUGUGCUAUCAAAUUAAAUUUUUAUUCUGAUUUAUAAAUCAAGAAGUGUUUAUUUUUAGUGUCCAUUGAGUGGGUAAGAGAGCUAUGUAUGCACAAAGUGACAUUGUCCUUGUUUCCUCCAGUUUACUUCCAUUUGUUUUGAGACUGGAGAGGACAAGAAGGUGUCUAGAGGGAAGAGAUGUCCUUAGAGAGGAGAAAGACUGCCUCUCCUGUCUAAGAGAAUUUAGGAGAUUAAAACACCAUGAUGCAAAUGCUUUUUUCUGCUUGCUUCACAAGUGUUCAGGAUGACAGGCAGGGAAUCAAACUGACUUGAAUUUACAUCCAUGCAUCCCCAGCCUACAAUCUACAAGGUUAAAUACCCAGGAGGCAUGGUCUCACUAUAGUAACCCCACAUUACCAUCUGCUUUACACAGAUACUCUCUGCUGAUUGCCCCGGUUACUGUGUAAACCUCUAGAAGGAAACAGGGAGUCCGGAGGCCUUGCAGAGAAGAUGAGAGCAUUUGAGAGUAGCAGAGUUGCCACUCACCUAGUACAAUGUGAAAGAAACCAGGCAGCUGUUAUGGGAAAAAGACACCUGAUAAUAAAAUAAUACUAAAAAAUCAGCAACCGUUUUGCUGCAGUAGGUCCAAACCUAGUUGGCCUAGUGGAGAAUAUGUAGUUGCAUUUGUAGACGUGUCAGUUAUCACUCUCAGCCAAAGAAUAAUAAUGUGCAGAGUUGGUUUGCUAAUGUAAAGUACGAACAUCUACUCUAGUUUACCAGUGCAGAUUGAAAGGAUCACAGAUGACCGAAAAAUCCACGUAAAUGUCAAACCAUUGGCAUAUUGUCAGAAAGCUCAUCAUGUCAUUGGACAGAGCAAGAGGACUCAUGGCAUCAUAAGCUAUAAACCCCAUUGUAGUGGUUAUGGUACUGGUAGUGUCCAUUUAAUGUAGCUACAUUUACAUAGUAACACAACAGUCUCUGCUCAUAGGAGGCUUGAUGUUCUGAGCAAACUGCAAUACAGACUACAUGAAUUUGUCAUCAGAUCAAAAAUUAACAAAACAUUUAAAGAAUUCAAUACCGUUUCACAACUUGGAAUAAUGCAGGGACAUAGGUUUAAUUAUUCUAAAACAACUGCCAUUCUUGUAUAAUUUUCAGCUUUGCUAAACAAAUGGCCAAGCCUGGGUUUUACUGAUAUAAUGAAAUUUAUGUUUUUUUUGUUUUUAUUUUAUUUUUUUUGAUUUACAGUUUUUAAUACAAAAUACACAAAUAUGUACAAAGCCAAUCAUUACAGAACACAUAACACAUUAUUGAGCAGUACUCUGAUUUUGUAAAUCUAAUUUAUCAAAAUAUAUUACAUAUUGAAACAAAACAAAAUAAACCGCAUAAAGCAUUGUUAACAAUGUAUUCAGGCACAAGCCUGAGAAACUAUAUACUGUAUUACAGUUUGAAUGCAAGUUAUUCUUCGCAUUACGAUCUUGAUAUUGGGUGCAGCUCAUGCAGACAUGAUCAGAACACAUUAAGGACACAUGACGGAAAUAUUCUGUCAUGAUUGCCUUUUAUUCCAGAUGUUGUGUCCUUAAGGGGUUAAUUGUCAAACUUUGCUAUUUGCAAAUAAAAAGAAGUACUAAAAGGGAUAAACAAUGUCUUAUAUAGAAUGCCAUUUAGGGAAAACACAAAUCACAUUUCCCUUUUCCCUAUUUUCCUUUUUGGGAGUUAUUUAUAUAUUGUAUACAUUUUAAUUUUACAGUAAAUGAUGGUAUGACAUCUAUUGCAAAUUAAUUAUUUUGCAGUUUUAUACUAGGACAAAACUAAUGAAAUUAAACAAACUACUCAUAGAACAUAAAAUCUAAUAAAUCUAAUGUGACCUAUGGUUUAAGUGGUAAGUUGUGCAUUAGGAAAAUGCUGCACAAUUAGGUUUUAUAAAAUGAUCAGCUUUCCGAAAUGCUGCCUUUCAUACACAAUGCAUGCCUGUGUGGAAUCCCAUUAAAAAUAUAAACAUCUGAAUGGUUGGUGUUCAGAAUGCUGGCUGUCAUCUAAGCUAUGAUGUGAUAGUGCUGCAUUAAAGGGACACUAAAGUCACCUAAACAACUUUAGCUUAAUGAAGCAGUUUUAGUGUAUAGAUCAUGCCUCUCAGGUUUCACUACUCAAUUGGCUGCCUUUUAGGAGUUAAAUCACUUUGUUUCUGUUUAUGCAGCCCUUGUCACACCUCCUCUGACUCUGACUGACACAGCCUGCAUGAAAAAAAAGCUGGUUUCACUUUCAAUCAGAUGUAAUUUACCUUAAGCAAUUGUAUUUCUUUCUUUGUAAAUUGAACUUUAAUCACAUACAGGAGGCUCUUGCAGUGUCUAGCAAGCUAUUGAGAUAGCAAGGGAUAAUAAAAUCUAAAUUAAACAGAACUUGCAAUAAAGGAAGGAUUCACUUUAGAUGACUCUUUAUAGGAAGUGUUUAUGGAAGGCUGUGCAAGUCACAUGCAGGGUGGUGUGACUAGGGUUCAUAAACAAAGUUAUUUAACUCCUAAAAGACAGAGAAUUGAGCAGUGAGGCUGGAGGGGCAUGUUCUAUACACCAAAACUACGUAAUUAACCUAAAGUUGUUUUGGUAACUAUAGUGACCCUUUAAAAAGAGAAGAGCUUUACAGUUUAUAAUGCUACCAUUUUAAAAUGUUUACAGCUUUGCAGGUUUAUAAUGAUAGGAAGGAUUUUAAAUCUGGGAUAAGCUUUGAGGAAUGGUAUGGGGUGGACAUUUGUUCUUGAGAAAAUAAAUACAGUUUAUAAUGUUAACAUUUUAAAAUGUCUAGGGUUAUGCAGGGAUUAAUUAUAAGUGAUGUAUAAGGCAGGGAUAUUAAGAGGUAUCUAUUUCAGAGGGAUAAUUUAUGGGUUUAUUCUGUUGCUUCAACAGGUUUAUAUUGUUAGGAAGGAUUUUAAAGCUGGAAUAAGCUUUGAGGACUGCUAUAGGGUGGACCUUUGUUCUUGAGAAAAUGAUAAAACCCUAUAUAAAUAUAUUUCAAAUAUAAAUAAUGGCUUAGUCAUUGAUGGUGUGCUCAAUAAGCCUUAGAAUGUAAAUCAUUAUCCUUUACACUACUGGGAGAAAAUGUCAGGUCAGUGCAAGUGCAUGCUGUUAAAAUCUUAAACAAUAAUAUGUUGACAUGUCAACUACAUCAUUUUAUUUUUAUAGGCUACACACAGACUAAUGUCGGUGAAGCUCUUGCAGCAGUACACGGCUCGGAAUUCAGCCAAACAACAAUAUGCCGUUUUGAAAACCUGCAGUUAAGCUUUAAAAACGCAUGCAAACUGAAAUCCAUACUAUCAAAAUGGUUGGAUGAAGCCGAACAAGUUGGAGGUAUUCAUUGCCUUAUCAAGAUUGUUACCAUAUUUUUUAUUAUAAACUGAUUGCAAGAUACAAAGAAGAACAAGUUUUUGCCCCAUUCAGUACAUUCAGCUUUUACUGAAUAAUGUAGUGUGGCUGCAAUACAAAUAAUGAAGCACGUUCUAUAUGACAGACUUACCAACUGCAAGAGAUGACCAAGAUUAGCUCAAGCUCUGGUCAAUGUGACAGAACCCACCUCCUCCCCCUCCCCCCAUGAUAUCGAGAGUGCAUCAUUAGAAAUUAUGGCACCUUACCAGUUAACUUUAACUGUAUAAAGAAUAGAUUAAAAUGGCAUCACCAUGAAAAGCCUUAUUGUUAAUUAAAUUUGAUAAUGUAAAGAAGAAGGCAGAAAAGUUAGUGGAAAGAAGCAGAGUAUAUUUGCCAGCAGACUUGCCAAAUCUCGAGGUCUGUGUUUGAAGAUAUCCACGCAUUAUAUUAUGCUCUUAUCAUCUUGAGCUUUGAAGUUUGCAUCAGAAUCAAUGCUCUAAUAUAGAGAUGUGUGUUUAAAGCAGCGCUCCAUUGCUAAAGGUGCAGAGGUUCAAGGUUAAGAAUGAAAUACUAUUCAUGUCUGUGUUCAUUUGCAUAUCCAGCAGGGCAUUUUGUGAGAAUUAAGGAAACAUGACUUCUCAGAAAUGCUAUCUUCAAGAAAAACUAUGAUUUGUAAUAUGUAAAUGAUGCACAGCAGUAGAUUUUUAAUUUGCAUUAAUCAGUGGGAGGUUUUAUCACAUUUUGCUCCCACCGCAACUUUCUUUGAUAUUUGAAUUUUUUGUUAUAACCAUCUACACUCUUGUUGUGAAACAUGACCCGUCAUUUUAUUAUUUUUAUGCUCAAACACUCUUCACAAUACUGAGACUUCAAGCAAAAUGCCCUAAACAGUUUCCAGAAUUGCUGUUAUUGUUGGUAUAUCAUACACUUUUCCUUAAAAAAAAUUAUUUGAUUACUUCUGGAUUAUUUAAUUAUUGCCAUGACUUCAAAGACAAUGUGCAGUUCUGAUUGCUAGUUAAUAAUCAUUUUUUUUUCUAUUUACAAAUAAAUAUUUAUGUACUUCAAUAUUAUGUUGCUUUUGAACAGCUUUAUACAAUGAAAAAAUUGGUGGUAAUGAACGAAAAAGGAAACGCAGAACAACAAUAAGGUUAGUGAGAAAAAAAUAUUUUUAACCUCAUAUUGAAUAGCUAAUGUUUAAAGCUGGCCUUAUUAUUAUUGUAAUUGUUCAUCUUACUGAGCUACAUAUGUUUGUUCUUUACGUACACUGAUCAGCCACAGAACUAAAACCACUGACAGAUGAAGUUAAUAACAUUGAUGAUAUUGUUACAACAGCAUCUAUAUUGGGGGUGGGGGAUAUCUUAGACAACAAGUAAACAGUCAGUUCUUGAAUUUCAUGUGUUUUCAACAGGAAAAAUGGGCAAAUGAAAAGACCUGAGUGACUUUGACAAAGGCUAAAUAGUGAUGGCUAAAUGACAGGGUUAGUGUAUCUCCAAAACAUCAAGUCUUUUGGGGGGUGUUCCCAGUAUGCAGUGGAUGGUACCUACCAAUAGUGGUGUAGGGAAGGACAGCCGGUGGGCUGGCAUCAAGGUCAUGAGUGCCCAAGACUCAUUGAUGUACGUGGGGAGCAAAGCUUAAACUGCUAAAAGACUUAAUGGUGGCCAUGGUGGAAAGGUGUCAGAACACACAGUGCAAUGCAGUUUGGUGAAUAUGGGAAAUAAUGCAGUCCAGCAGAGGCAGUGUUAUGCUCUGACAAUGUCCUGCUGGGAAACCUUGGGUACUGGCAUUCAUGUGGAUAUUACUUUGACACAUAACGCCUACCUAGAGAUUGUUGCAGACCAAGUACGCCCCUUCAUGGCAAUGGUGUUCUUUGUUGUCAGUGGCCUCUUUCAGCAGGAUAAUGCACCCUGCCACACUGCAUAAAUUGUUCAGGAAUGGUUUGAGAAACAUUACAAAGAGUUAAAUAUGUUACCUUGGCCUCCAAAUUCCCAAGAUCUCAAUUCAGUUGAGCAUCUGUGGGAUGUGCUGCUACAACAAAUUCGAUUCAAGGAGGCCCCAUCUCAAUGUGCAGUGCUUAAAGGAUCUACUGCUACUAUCAUGUGAUAUCUGGCACCAAGACAUGUUCAGAGGUCUUGUGGAGACCAUUCCUCGAUGCAUCAUGUCUGUUUUGGCAGCACAAGGUGGACCUACAUGAUAUUAGGCAGGUGGUUUUAAUGUUGUGGCUGAUCAGUGUAUUACAGAAACAUGACUGUAGUCUUCUACAAGCACACCAUAUAUCUGGUGUUUAGCAAACUCAAUUAUGUAGCAAUUUUUAUAUUGUGAUAAUCAACUAUGGUCUUAUGCAAUACUAACUUAUAAGCUUCUUGUAAGCAUGUGUGUUUAUAAGUGAACAGAGUAUCUAAGUAACCACAGUGCAGUAGGUUCUUAUCAUUUUUUUAUUUAGUAGGCUAUUAUCAAAGGUUAUUUAUUUUGCCAGAGGUUAGAUGCCAAUGCAUCCCACAUAGUCCUGUUGCAGUUGCAGCCAUUUCAAUAAAGUGAAAGUAUUACAAUGCAUUCUGGAAUGUGGAGUUGCUACUUACAUCCACAUUUAAUACUGACCUUCCUACAAUCAAAAUAUAGAACCGAAAAAUAGGGCUCAUUUGAGAAAACAAAUUAUGUCAGAAAGUCCUAAGUGCCGUAAUGUUAAAGUCUAAUGGGCAUGACUUUGAAGAACUACUACACAUAGGUGAAAUAAUUUACUUUUAUUCUAUGCAUCUAUAACAGAGGUAUGUGAGCCCAUUUUAUACUAUACUGAUAGCUGAAUGGGUUUGUAUUACCACAGUAGAGUAGAAUGGUUGUUAAUGAGAAAAAAACUAAACUAUAAUUAAAUUGAAAAAAUUGAGUUGUUAAAGCAUGAUUAACAACUACAAAGUUAUGGCAUUAGUAAGUCAGGUACUGAUCAAAACUGAUAAAUCACAGGAGCUUGUAAGUAAUACCAUAAAUAACCGGUGGUAUUCAGUAAUGGCAAAAUUAUUACUUACUUUAGAAAGCAUUCUUUCAGAGGAGUAAACGUAAUAAUAUUUAAAGAGUUGAGAGGAAAUGGAUAUAUAAUCAAAGGACCAUAAAACUUUAAAGUGGAACUUUAACUUCCCAGGAUUUCUAAAGAAUAUUUUUUAUAUAUCCCUAUAUUUAAAGGGACACUAUAGUCACCAGAACAACUAAAUCUUAUUGAAUGUUUUCUGGCGAGUAUAAUCAUUACCUUCAGACUUUUUGCUGUAAGCACUGUCUUUUCAUAGAAAAUGCAGUGUUUACAUUACAGCCCAGUGAUAACUUCACUGGCCACUCCUCAUGUGGCUGUUAGAGAUCCUUCCUGGGUCAUGGCUGCCUAAAAUGCAUCCAAACAUUCAGUAUCUUUUCCCUCUGCAUGCAGACACUGAACUUUCCUCAUAGAGAUUCAUUCAUUCAAUUAAUCUCUAUGAGGAGAUGCUGAUUGACCAGGGCUGUGUUUGAAUCAUGCUGGCUCUGCCCCUGAUCUGCCUCUUUGUCUAUUAGUCUCAGCCAAUCCUAUGGGGAAGCAUUGUGAUUGGAUCAGGUUACCACUUCUGAUUAUGUCAGCAGACUACUUGUUUUUCUGAGUCUAACAGGAUGCUGAGUUACAGCUUCAGGCUUGAAUACAGUAAGAUUUUUAAUAUAUUUAUGCAGGCAUGAGGGGCCCAGGGGAGCUAGAUGGUGGUUUUAACACUAUAGGGUCUGGAAUACCUUUUUGUUUUCCUGACCCUAUAGUGAUCCUUUAACAAUUAUGUAUAAGUAUGGUGUGAAAAAUAGAAAUAUGCAUUUUUAUUCUGGAGGUGUAUGCCUCCAUCUUGGAUCCCUGACAAUCAGUGUUAUUAAGGAACACAAGUUAUGGGUGAUUUUCAAUAAUUUAACUAUUAGCAUAAAUUCCGGAGAAAUGGCACUUACCUUUUAAACAACAGCUUGCUGGGAAUCCUAAUUUUAAGACCUGCCUUUAUUUUGUUUCCUCUCUUCCCAUUCUUAUAGCAUUGCUGCCAAGGAAGCAUUGGAGUCUCAUUUUGGAGAGCAAAGCAAACCAUCUUCUCAAGAAAUAAUGAGAAUGGCAGAGGGCUUGAACCUGGAAAAAGAAGUUGUCCGGGUUUGGUUCUGUAACCGCAGACAAAGAGAAAAGAGAGUGAAAACAAGUUUACAUCAAAAUACAUACACUUCAUUCUCAAAAGAACAUCAUGAAUGCAGAUGAAACAAUACUGCUGGCAAAUCCAGCUUUGCAUAGCUUUAAACCUGUUUCACUAACAGGGUUAUACACUAGAUCUGAGUAACGAGUGAGGUAAAAAUGACCAAGUUGUAACUAUGGCCGAGUUCGAGCAUUUUUCCAGAUUCAUUUUUGUUUAUCUCAGUUUUUCCGUUUGGAUUGGAUUUGUGAAAAUUUGGAGUUUAGAGAAUAACCCUGUAAAUGUCUGUAAAAUAGUACUUAAAUUAUGAAAUAUAAUUUUGAAAGCACUGUCAAUCAUUUACAUUGUAGGAAAAAGAGUUUAUGCACUAGUAAAUUGAUGAAAAUGAUCAUUCAGUAUAAAGUGUUAAAAUAUUUAAUAUUGCAAGGCCAAACGUUAUGGAGGUAGAUAAUAAUCAGUUAUAACAUACUAACCUACAAGACUAAAAAUAGUAUUAUUUUCUCCAACUACCUGAUUCAGGGUCCUGGAUAGUUUAUAUUACAUGACUUUCCAAAGCGAGGGCUCAGGCUAGAAAUAGGGAUACGCUCCAUAUGCACACAUUUGCCUAUUUGUUAGGAUAGAACCACAACAUAGAUGUUUUGGCUGUCAUGAUAUCAACAGAGUCACUCUCUGGUCACAGCGAUCAGUGUCUCUCAGUUUCCUGACAAACCAGGAGUUAUGGGAAAAGAAAAACAUGCAUAUGUUCUAGUGCUGCUCUGGUUGUUGAGUGCUACACGGUGUCAUACAGUAACGAAGAGGUGAAGACACAAUGUGCAAUAAAAACUAGAAUACGUGGUUCUGAUUGACACUGUGCAACAAAGGAUCAGUUUGUCUCUGGGUAGAGCCAGAAGGUGUCCCAAGACUGAUGGGAGUUACAAUGUUUUGGGUUAUGCCCUUAAUUCGUCCACAUUUACUGACCUACCAGGAAAGGAACUGUAGAGAUAAAGACAAUAUGUUAAUUUAAUAGCCACUACAAUUUGGUCUUCAGUCUCAUAGUUUAUGAUGUCUCCACUGGCAUUAUUCUUAAUACAUUAUUAAAAGUUUCUAGAUAUAUAUUUUCAGCAAAUGAACUGAAAAAGCACACUUAAAAAACAGCUUUAAUGAUUUCUAGAAAAAAAUCACAUUAAAAUAUUGUAGAAAAAUGCUAGAAAAAAAAACCUAUCAACCUUUAAUGUAUUUCCCAACAGGGGUAUCACUGUAUAAAUGUGAAAUGGACCUUCGAUCAGAAGACACAAUAUCGUUUAAUAAAACAGCAACUAUUUUGGUGGUUAUGAGAAAUUAAUGCUUACCUUUACAUAAAAUGAAUGCUUUCUAAAGUUAAAGUAUGUAGAUUUAAUGGAACUCCCUUAUCAUUCUAUAAUUUAUUAAACGAGAGGGCUAUUUCCAUGUGCAUUUAAUAGUUAUAGAACAUUUUUUAAAUUCCCUUUUUUGCCUUUUUUCCACCACCUCGCUGGUCUCAACCCAGUUGGCCCCCAUCCAUGCCUGAGAUCAUUAAUCUUUAUGAUCUCAGCCAAUCCAAUGCUUUCCUAUAGGAGCAUGAAGACGCUGAAUGCAAGUGCCACACACCAUGCAGCACUGAAAUAGGAAGCACUUCUAGUGGCUGUCUAAAUGACUGCACAUAGAGGUGUUAAAUUGUGGAGCUAUCUACUAAACAGCUGCCUGAAAGAUAAAAAAUAAUAAAAGGGCUCUUGAAAAGGUCUAUAAAGAUAGAGAAUAUGUGUCACACAUUUGGUAUAUACAGGUAACUCUUGAAAUUCGGCCAAGAAAAAAUCUUGCUCCAUCCACCCUUCAAUCCAUGAUCUAUCUCACACAGAGGAUUUGGAAAUACAUUGGAUCUUGAUGAAGGGGACUUUCUGGAGAUAAGUGGCCCUCUCAGGGCAAAGCUAUUUUAGCACAAUCCAUAUUGUGCAGUUCCUUUGUGCCUGUCUUUGUUUUUAAAUUAUUUUAUUUGUAUUAAAUACUACACUAUAAGUGUCCUUUAUUUCUCUAUUACUUUUAUUUAUUUAUAUGCUCCUAACC